AGUACUUUCUCUGAGGACCCCACCUCAGUAGCAACAGCUGCUCACCCUCUAAGGAAGGCAAUCAGUGCCCCUCCCAGCGGGGGGCAGGCGUCUGCUGCCAUGGAUACCGAAUCGACAUACUCGGGAUAUUCCCACUACUCAGGUCACUCCAAAAAAGCCCACAGACAAGGGAGUCGGGACAGGCACAAAUCGCCACGGAGUAAAGAUGGCAGUAGGUCAGAGAAAUCAGUCACCAUCCAGACGCCUCCCGCGGAACCGCUGCUGGGGAAUGAUGCCUCUCGGACAGAAGAGGGUCAGGAUGACAAUUGGGGUGAGACCACAACAGCUAUCACAGGCACCUCGGAGCACAGCAUCUCCCAGGAGGACAUUGCCAGGAUCAGUAAGGAUCUGGAGGACAGUGUUGGCUUGGAUUGCAAACGCUAUCUUGGUUUAACAGUGGCUGCUGUCCUUGGACUCCUCGUCUUCCUUACCCCCAUUGCCUCCAUUCUCUUACCCCAGAUCCUGUGGUGGGAUGAACUGGAGCCAUGUGGCACCGUCUGCGAGGGACUGUUCAUCUCUGUGGCUUUUAAACUCCUGAUUCUUCUGAUUGGGACCUGGGCUCUGUUCUUCCGUCAGUCGAAGGCGGAUAUACCAAGAGUGUUCGUGUUCCGGGCCCUCCUGUUGGUCCUUAUAUUCCUGUUUGUUUUUUCCUACUGGCUCUUCUAUGACGUCCGCAUCUUGGACUCCAAGGACACCAAUUACCAGGGGAUAGUGCAGUAUGCGGUGUCUCUCGUAGAUGCUCUCCUCUUCAUUCACUAUCUAGCCAUUGUGCUGCUGGAGCUGAGGCAACUGCAGCCCAUGUUCACGGUCAAGGUGGUGCGGUCGACAGAUGGAGAGUCGCGAUAUUAUAGCUUGGGGCACCUGAGGUCUGAAUCCACUGCAGGUUUCUCUGCAGUUGCCUUUUUAAGUGCUAGUGGACAGUGUGGAGGGACUGCAUUGGACACUGCAGUCUAUUUGUCUGCGGAACAAGAACAGCACUUGAUAGCACAUGCCUCCUGCAGCAUGGUGCCAGUUGUGUGCCUAAUCCCCUGUCCUAAAGAACCCACCUCCAGAGCGAAAGUGACAUUGACUCUCCAUGUCCUGGUCAGUCUUUGGCACCCCGUCAGUAAUGGGGACCAUUUGUGA
This is a messenger RNA of Malaclemys terrapin pileata, 1164 nucleotides long. Its product is annotated as vang-like protein 1. Gene Ontology annotation, biological process: multicellular organism development. The transcript has a single exon. Bases 100 to 1164 code for a protein of 354 amino acids. Gene Ontology annotation, cellular component: plasma membrane. NCBI's taxonomy places the organism in Eukaryota, Metazoa, Chordata, Testudines, Emydidae. The record is from RefSeq and is a predicted model, not a curated record.